AAUAGAUGAAGAGAUGUAGUCAGUAGGGAUGGGCGAUACUGUGCAUUUUUGUGGCAGAACCGAUACUGUUUACUUGACAUUUAAUUUGACAAUUGAGAUUAUAUUUAAUUUGUUGACAAAAAAAAUGCUAUCUUAUCAGCAAACGUAUGUGUGAGCAAUUUAACAAUAUUUAAAUACACCGAUAUAAGACAAUGUAACAAUAUUUAAAAAAUAAUACAAUGAUUUCCUUUUAUUACAUACUACUUUUUCAGCAAAAUAAAGUCAACAGUGCAAAAUAAACAUAAAAAAUAGGUAUGGUAUUGAUUCUGUCGAUAUUUACAUCGAUCCUCCCAGCCCUCCUAUUCGGUAAUGAGUGGCAGAUGGAAAGUCCCCGGAUUGAAGGGUAAACACGAGGAGCGUGUGACGUCACAUCAGGCUGAUGUUCACCUGCAUCCAGCAGCUGGUCGACGGCGGGAAGGGAAGACAAGACGCCCGCGACGAGAGCUGCUUUUCCGGGCAGCGAUGUGUCCGCACACCUCAUGACUUCAUCCAACGUUGGAUGGAAACAAUUAAAGGAAGCUACUCUUUGCCGUCACCUCCGAGCACUGACCAAACCUUGGAAGACAUAACAGAUCGCACCCAUUUUGGCCAAGGAGGAUUAUAUCACAAGCUUUGUUAGAGGUUGACCUGCAGAGACCUCAUUCUUUAUUUCACCCAAGAUUUGCAGCACAUACUGCAAAGACUUCUUGUUUUUUACACUGAGAAAAAAAGCCACCGAGGCCACGUACGGGAAAAAAGUCACUGGAGGGACGACAUUUCCAUGAAAGAAAAGUUCGCCAAGGUGACGGAGGUGAUGGGGAACAAGAACACCAGUCCUGAUCCUGGGUCUGGACAGAAAGAGGAUGAUGACAUCAGCAUUGUCACAGGAAGUGUCUCCACAUAUGGAGCGUCGAGCCUCAGCCCAGAGCUGCUGGCCUCUCUGCAGUCCCUCGGAGAAAACACUGACUACACGCUACUGCCACACUCGCUGCACCAGAUUGCUGAAGCCUGUUCACUCCAAGAAGACUACCAGCUGGCCAUCCAGCUUCUCCAGUUAGAGAAGCUCUACCAUGAACGUGUGCUCUACAAUCUCACUGUCCUGCAGGAGAACUGGGAGAGCCAGUGGAAAAAAAAGAGCGCUGACAACUGUUUGCCUGCUGAAACCGACAACGUCAGUCAGAAACACAUCAGGACUCUGAGGCACCUUUGCAGGACACACCUCAAACCAUCCAUCAGUGAGGCUAAGCCGCUCGAUAUAACCCUGACAGACAUACACAGCGAGGCAUCCCAUCAGGGAACAGAAUGCGAGUCUGAAAUAACAUACGGAGACGAUGAAGAGGGAAGAAUGAAGUCCAAGGAAGAAGACAUAAAUGAGGAAGAAACCUAUGAGGAAGCAAAGGAAGCAGAGGACGACGAGGAGGAGGUGAAGGUGGAGUGGCCAGCAGGAGUGCCCCAGGCGUCAGACAAGGACCUAGACAAGCUUUCCUACACAGAUGGGAGUCUGUCCCCGGAUGGUCUGGUUUCUAUUCUGAAGAGGAGGAGAGCAUCCCUGGAUGGACUGCCACCCCCCAGCGACGUCGGCGCCAAGCUGAGCUCCAAACGCAAAGUUCGCUUCAGUGAGCCGGAGGAUGGAAUUGAACAAGACGAGGUCAGCGGCGACUCCUGCCUGAUCCUGCUUCUUCUCUGUCUGGUUACCGUGGUGAUCAGCAUCGGUGGGACCGCUCUCUACUGCUCCCUGGUGGACAGGUACUUCAACAUUUGCACUGACUUCACGCUCAACGUCGACUUCUUUGUGACGAACGUGCGGCGGUUCUUCGAAGGCCUCGGACACUGGCUGCCCCACAGGACGUAAGAGCCUCUCUUCGGACGUCUUUUAAGCAGUUUUCACGCACAUUUCUGAGCUUACUGUGACUUUGAAAAUGUGCUAGUGUCAGUAGGGGCUCAGACAAACACCAAGACUGUAGUGGAUCGUUCAUUUUAGACAAAGCCUUUCUAGAAAGGUGCUUACAACGUUCACCUGUGUCUGUAUUUUAACACUAAUUCUUGUUUCCCUCUCAUUAGUAGCAAUUUAUGGCUGUAUCGUCUCACAUUCGAGUUUCCUUUUUUAAUAUAAUUUAACCUAAAGUUUUCAUUUGUAUUCAUUCGACUGCAUGCGUGUUUUUCAGACCAAUACAUGUUUUAUUUGGAAUUGUACUGUUAUCUGUGUUACACACAUUCUUAGAAAGGCUUUCCUGUUUAUAAAGAAAACACUGACACAAUUGAGCAUUUGAUUAAUGCAAGUGCAUACUUUUAAACUGCAAUAACGGUCUUUGCUAACGCAACUGCUGGACUAAUUGACCAAUUUAAUAAGAUUUUGCAAUAUUCAUAAGUUCACAGCCACUAUAUUCUUAUUUAAUUAUUCAUAAAAGUCACAUUAAUCAGAUUGGAGCCUGUUUACACCAUGAUGCUGAAGGUCUAGUGGGCAGAACUUAACUGCAAAUUCAGUUUUUAAGAAGACUUUCUUGACACCACACUGAAUAGCACUGAAAUUGAGGUGCUUUAAAUGUUUAUAUGCACAUGUUUGUUUGUCUAUAAUUUGGGUUGAAAUGUGAUUCUUUUAUCUGUCUGGGUCUUGUCAGCAUGUUCCUUUACCCCUGAAUGCCUUGUAGUAUGUUUACCACUUGUGAUUUAAAAGAAAGAAACUCUUCUUCUGAGCUCCAAAUGUGGGUAAAGUGAUGUUUCCUUUGUAUUGUCACUGGAUAAUGCUGAUCAAGUGUUGCAUUAUGCAAUCUGCCUUUGUAUGCUUUAAUAUGUAAGUUUUAUGUAAGUACCACACUAUUAAAGGAACAUUUGCAAAAA
Messenger RNA from Dunckerocampus dactyliophorus (ringed pipefish), 2856 nucleotides. It is a transcript of the gene cnstb, whose product is annotated as consortin, connexin sorting protein b. Bases 800 to 1870 code for a protein of 356 amino acids. NCBI's taxonomy places the organism in Eukaryota, Metazoa, Chordata, Actinopteri, Syngnathiformes, Syngnathidae. Gene Ontology annotation, molecular function: connexin binding. The transcript has 11 exons. The record is from RefSeq and is a predicted model, not a curated record. Gene Ontology annotation, cellular component: trans-Golgi network; transport vesicle; plasma membrane. Gene Ontology annotation, biological process: positive regulation of Golgi to plasma membrane protein transport.